Molecule: messenger RNA, 2885 nt
Organism: Coregonus sp. 'balchen'
Lineage: Eukaryota; Metazoa; Chordata; Actinopteri; Salmoniformes; Salmonidae
Source: the annotation of a GenBank genome assembly
AUGACUGGCGCUGGAUCAUCAUUGAUGCCCCUGAGAGGCAUUCUGAAGAAUUCUCAUUCAUCUGAUGAACCAGAGCUUUUAGUUCACAAUCCCGACUGCCCCCUGCGCUGCCAGGUACCAUCUCCUGCCGUUGUGCCCUUAACCCCUCCAGGGGGGGUGAGUCAGGCAGAAGACACAUUUCAGUGGUUAAAAUAAAGUAUGUAUUCUGCUUCAGUCCUCCCCAGUGCCCCUGACCCAGCUGCAGUGCCACCUCAGCCUUGGCUCCAACUCAGCAUCACUAUCCAACCCAGGCAUGCCCCUCAAAGGCAUCCUCAGGACCAGCAUCAGCUCUGGGGCGACGGAAACACAGAAAGAUUGUAACAGUUCUAAAUUUCGGUGAGGUCCUUUUUAUUUCCCCCCUUAUUUUCCCUCAGUGAAAGAGGAUGGGUGCAUUGCACAUUGCUUGGGGUGCAUUGCACAUUGGUUUACUUACAUUUACUAAAUUCAAUAUCAACAAGCUUUUGUUAUCCCUAUGUUUCAUGCCUGAAAGGUUUGUUUGAACCUUGUGCACUGUAUUUCCACCAUGCUUACUAGGCCUAAUUAUAUUCUGCUCACCAUUCAGCCGUCUCCCCUGUUCUGAGUUACAAAAUCAAGAAGAUACGAGGAGAUGCACCAUUUAGGCUUUAGAACUUUGUGGUCCUUGCCUAUGUUUCAGGAAGAGACAGAGAUGGGACGAGGGCAACAUCCUAGCCACUAGCUGUCACUCCUGGCUGAUGCCGGUGUCAGGGAGUAAGGAAGUCAAACCUGGGCCUCAUCUGUGAGUAGAUCAGAAUGAUGGAGGUAUAUAGGGAAAUUGAUAUCCAUAGUGGACAUACUGCCAUUGCACCUGCAAUUCGUUGAUCAAUCAUCUUCAGUGAAUGAAGUAAAAAGACAAAUCUCAGUUUACCGUGGACAAUAUACAUUCUUCUUCUUCUUCUUCUUCUUCUUCUUCUUCUUCUUCUUCUUCUUCUUCUUCUUCUUCUUCUUCUUCUUCUUCUCAGGUGUAGUGUCACCAUGUUGGAUGGGGGUGCAGGCACCAGUACAUCAGGAGAACAGAUAUGUCUGUGUAUGAGUAAGAGGUAAGAGGACAGAAAGAACAUUGGAUUUUAUGCAUCAGAUAUGCUGUGUCUGUCUUGAUGUACAGUACCAGUCAAAUGUUUGGACACACCUACUCAUUCAAGGGGUUUUCUUUAUUUUUUACUAUAUUCUACACUGUAGAAUAAUAGUGAAGACAUCAAAACUAUGAAAUAACACAUAUGGAAUCAUGCAGUAACCAAAGUGUUAAACAAAUCAAAAUAUAUUUUGUAUUUGAGGUUCUUCAAAGUAGCCACCCUUUGCCUUGAUGACAGCUUUGCACACUCUUGGCAUUCUCUCAACCAGCUUCACACUUUGCCUUGAUGACAGCUUUGCACACUCUUGGCAUUCUCUCAACCAGCUUCACCUGGAAUGCAUUUCAAUUAACUGGUGUGCCUUGUUAAAAGUUAAUUUGUGGAAUUUCUUUCCUUCUUAAUGCAUUUGAGCCAAUCAGUUGUGUUGUGACAAGGUAGGGGUGGUAUACAGAAGAUAGCCCUAUUUGGUAAAAGACCAAGUCCUUAUUAUGGCAAGAACAGCUCAAAUAAGCAAAGAGAAACGACAUGUCAAACACAGAAGUCAGGCAAAAUGUCCCUGUAUUGCAAUUGGGAAUGACAUUGAUUGGAGAACACCUAAGAUGCCAUGCCUCCACUGACAGCAUCAGGCUUUGUCUAAAACUCAAAUAACCGAUAAUGUCCACAUGGCUGAGUGGCUUAUUAUUCCUUAUCUGACCUGAUAUUCUUUCUCAGGAAGAAGAGCCAGAGCUGGAAUGAGAUGAGUAUUAUGGCCACUCAGCCUCCCUACACGGACAACCCCUGGAUGAAGGCAGACGAUGGGUUCACUGCCUCUGUUGGCCUAUUUACUAGGUGCAUAUGCAAGUGAAAGGGUAUCAUUAGCAUACACCAUUCUGUGUCCAUCUCUCCUCUCUCCCUCUCUCCCUCUAAUUACCUAUCCUGUGUGUUUCUGUCCUCUCCUCUAGGCGGUCCCUGUCCCUCAGGGAUGAUGCAGGUCCCAGCCACAGCAGUACCAGCACCUCUUACAGCCAGCCUCCGUGCUCUCCACUGAAGCCUGUGAAGAAGUGAGAACACACAGACAAAUAUAUUCAGACGCAUACACAUAUAGAGGUUAUCAGUACCCUAUGCUACAAGGCCCAAGAUGAAUGUGUGAUUUUAGGGGAAACUCUUAUUCAGCAUGUCUUUCAGUUUCUUACUGACUAACUACGCUUAAACUUAAUACAUUUUUGCCUUUAGCUCAUCAGCCUCAAAUCAGUAUCCAAACCGAAACCAAUUAGAUCAACCUAAGGACACCUCACAACACGGGAUGAUGGGCUCGUCAAAACAGGCGAUAGAGGCAAAGGCUAUGGCCACAGAGGAGAGUGCAGACAUAGAUCUCUAUGGUGAGUAGAUAAAAAAGCACACAAUUACAGUACUCUACGGUAUUGAAUAAUCACCCCCAAAUGCAUCUUGUCUAUGCAUUGAGCAGAUGUUGAAAGCUAAGAGCAUUGUGGUUCUAUUUUAUCUCACCUGCUGCCUUCUCACCUGACAAUCACCUUGUUGAAUUCAUUCAUCCUCACAGUGAGCCCCAGCUUUGAGCAGCUGAGGAAAGCCCACUUCAGAGAAGACAGAGAGGUGCUCCUGGCUCGGAGAUCCAUAGUCAAAGAUGAUGAUGAGGAUGAAGAUACGGAGAGUACGGAUUACACCGUCCCCAUGCUAAACUAUUGCAGCUGCACCUCCAGUGGCGGGGGAUACGCAGCACCGAUGUGCAAGCGAACACAGACCGGUGAGUUACGAACAUGA